This is a messenger RNA of Pisolithus orientalis, 1248 nucleotides long. RefSeq lists its product as uncharacterized. The coding region runs from base 275 to 1054 and encodes 259 amino acids. NCBI's taxonomy places the organism in Eukaryota, Fungi, Basidiomycota, Agaricomycetes, Boletales, Pisolithaceae. The transcript is spliced from 6 exons. The record is from RefSeq and is a predicted model, not a curated record.
CGGAUCGGGCCGUGUUUUGGUUAAAAAUGGAAUUCCAGUUAUUGAAGAGGACGCUUUGACAGGGUGGAAAGGUUCGCUCGUUUUAAUGGCGAUGACAUGUGGAACGCGCCAAAGAGGUACCCGAAGGAUCUUCGUAUUGUCCACUGGAAACUAAACACUCUUCGCCUUCCUUCUCAACUAAGAGAGUCUGGUCAUUCUCUUCCCCCCGUGCUUGUUUCUUGCUCCAUACUCUGUUGUCCCUUGGUUCCAUUACACUCGCACAGACACGCUUCCAAUGACCCAAACAAGCAAGCACCACGCCUGUAACUUUCCACUCUGCGGUCGCAUCUUCAAGAAGUCCGCCGAACUCUCUCAGCAUGUAGACUCUCACAGGGACGGGAACAUGUUGUUCCCUUGCCCUGCGAUGCAGUGUGACUACAGCAGCGUUACCAAGAGAGGGCUCCUGAUCCACUGGCAUAAACAACAUGCGGAAGACACGACCUCUCCGUCAGACAGCUCGGACAGCUCGGACGAUUCUUCUCUCGAAAUACUCAACUCUCCUACUAAAGGAAGCAGGUCAUGCAGGCCGUCGCCGUCCCGCCGGAGACAACGCGCAAGCCAAAUAGGUGCAUCCUCCAACGGUAUUCGUGGCAUUCCUUGGAAGGGUCGCGUGUGGCCCUACGAUUUCUUAGACAUAAUGGAAGAUUCUGCUGCCUUGAAUGCUGCUACCGGCGGGUGUCUUUUCCUAGAUACUCCCGACGGUAGAACAGGGGUAGUUGCGCACACUCUUCUUCCGCAGAUCUAUAAGCAAUACGGCUUGACCGUGGAAUGGAUCAUCCCUUCCGAGGAGGAAGAGGAAUGGACCCUAGAGUCCGAGGUACGCCGCUGGGCGGCGAGCUACUCCAUCGAGAUGGACAUGGACGAGGUCACGGCGGUCAAUACAGGCCCCAUAGGCUGUCUUUGCCCAGAUUGGAUGGUCGAGGCAGGCAUCUGGGACCUUGCGUAUCUCCAGUCUGCCGGGUGCGCUUUGGAUUUUGAUUGUGAAAUGUCAGAAGGAAUCUCUGUCGGUGUUUAAUGUUAAUGAUGGUCCGUCGACGUCGCUCUUUUCUACUUUUCAAGCGUACUAUGUUAUCAUCGUAGGUUGGUUCCAACUCGGGCACUUAUUUUCUCUACGCCUUCCGCUUCCACCUAUACCACAUCCACUCUUUUGUAUCCGUAGAUAUUUUGCAUCGGCAUUUUGUUGUAGUUCCCUCAUGUAUCGUCAUUGCC